AGUGCGAUAGUUGCUAUGGAUUUCAGAAUCAAAGGAUUUCAGCACUGUAUGUGCUUAAUAUUAUGUACAAUAUAUUUAGUUCAGUGCGUGAGCCUAUAUGAAUUUGAGAAAGUGGGAAAUUUCGCAUACUACAUAGGAGAGGGCGACAAUGCAUCAGUGAUAUUCUAUUGGUUUGAUGCUCGCCAGGAAUGUCGUUCGAACGGCGGACAACUCGUGUCUGUUGUCUCGGAGACGCAAAUGAAUGAUCUGCAGAAGUACAUCAUCGAUCGGAGAUACGCGAACGGAAGUAGAUUUUUCACAUCGGGCCACAGUUUCCACAGUCCAGAGCCUUUCAAAUGGGACGCGUUGCAGGAGUCGGUCGACUACAGCAAAUGGCUGCCAGGCGAAGGCCCAAAAGACAGCAGUUUUCUGAGUCUACAGCUGAUCGAUUCGCAGCUCUUCAUGGUCACAUCAUUGGGCUUCUAUGAGUACUACAUAUGCGAAUAUGAGACACGGCAACAGAAAUUAUGCAAGAUCCUUAAAACCCCCGAUUUUUAUAUUCCUUCGGUGGCAAUUAUUCUUGCAAUUAUAUUAGCCUUAAAAUUAAUAUUAAAGAAUUCAAAAAGAAAAGCAAAAGAGGAUGAACAGGCACUAGUUGGGUCUAAUGAUCCAUCAUAAUAUUGGUAGAUUUACAAACAGAGCUCGCAAAUGAGAGUUGACCGAGUGACACUCGGUGACCGAGUUCAAAUCCCGCGGAAAACUCUUUUUUGGAAAUUACAAAUUUUUGUUAUUUUAGCUUCUUUUAUAUCUUUUAAAUUUUAUAAAAAUGUUUCUUUCCGUAUGAUGAAUACCUAUUAAGCAGGGACCGCAAAUAUGAGCAUU
Messenger RNA from Drosophila mojavensis, 861 nucleotides. RefSeq lists its product as uncharacterized. The record is from RefSeq and is a predicted model, not a curated record. The coding region runs from base 16 to 657 and encodes 213 amino acids. NCBI's taxonomy places the organism in Eukaryota, Metazoa, Arthropoda, Insecta, Diptera, Drosophilidae. The transcript is spliced from 2 exons.